Molecule: messenger RNA, 5498 nt
Organism: Microplitis mediator
Lineage: Eukaryota; Metazoa; Arthropoda; Insecta; Hymenoptera; Braconidae
Gene: Top2
Product: DNA topoisomerase 2
Exons: 4
Coding region: 202-4791 (1529 amino acids)
Biological process (GO): resolution of meiotic recombination intermediates; DNA topological change; sister chromatid segregation
Cellular component (GO): nucleus
Molecular function (GO): ATP binding; DNA topoisomerase type II (double strand cut, ATP-hydrolyzing) activity; DNA binding
Source: RefSeq, a predicted model, not a curated record
UCUUUUCACAACCGACAGCCCCGUAGCUAAAAAAAAAAAGAGUAAAUCAACUGCUGAACACAGAACGCUAACUUGGAUCAUCAACAAUUUAUUUAAUUCCCUUGCUAAUUGAAGAUGUUGCUUUUGUUGAGAUAAGCGGUUGUGUCAAGUUAUCAUUGCACGUAAUUAUAAAUAUUUAUCAGAGCUACAAGAAAAAUCACGAUGAGCAAAGAAAAUGGAAGCGGCGAUGCCGCUAAGAAGAAGACCAUCGAAGGUAUCUACCAGAAGAAGUCACAACUCGAGCACAUUCUGCUGCGUCCUGACACGUACAUUGGAUCCGUCGAGCCAGUAAAUGAGCUCAUGUGGGUGUUCGACAAAGAAAAAGAAAUGAUGGUACAAAAAGAAAUAAGAUAUGUGCCGGGAUUGUACAAAAUAUUUGAUGAAAUCCUCGUCAACGCUGCUGACAAUAAGCAGCGAGAUCCUAAAAUGGACACCAUAAAAAUAGAUAUUGAUUCUGACAACAACACAAUAUCCGUUUGGAAUAACGGCAAAGGUAUCCCGGUAGUAAUACACAAGGAAGAAAAUAUGUACGUACCUACAAUGAUAUUCGGUCACCUUCUGACCUCAUCAAAUUACGACGACGAAGAAGAAAAAGUAACUGGUGGCAGAAAUGGAUACGGUGCCAAGCUCUGUAAUAUUUUCAGUCACCGGUUUACCGUUGAAACGGCGUCCCGAGAGUACAAGCGGUCACUGAAACAGACCUGGGGAAACAACAUGGGCAAAGCCAGCGAACCGAGAAUCAAAGAUUUCUUUGGAGAAGAUUUUACCAAAGUCACAUUUUCCCCAGAUCUUAAAAAAUUCAAAAUGGAAACACUGGACAGUGACAUCGUCGCGUUGAUGUCACGUCGUGCGUACGAUGUCGCAGCAUCAGCACGUGGUGUAAAAGUUUAUCUGAACGGUACCCGGGUCCCAGUUAAAAACUUCAAGGACUACGUCGACUUGUACAUCAAAGGUAAAGAAGAUGAUGCUGGAAAUCCUCUGAAAAUUGCCUAUGAAGCCUGCGGACCGCGUUGGGAAGUCGCCGUCACACUUUCAGACAAAGGUUUCCAGCAGAUGUCAUUCGUCAACAGUAUCGCGACAACAAAAGGCGGCCGGCAUGUCGAUCACGUCACUGACAAUUUGGUAAAAAAUCUCACCGAGACCCUGAAGAAGAAAAAUAAAGGAGGGAUAACAAUAAAACCCUUCCAAAUAAAACAUCACAUGUGGGUAUUUAUCAAUUGUCUUGUCAAUAACCCGACGUUCGAUUCGCAAACAAAAGAACACAUGACACUUCAGCAGAAAUCAUUUGGAUCCAAGUGUGUUCUCAGUGACAAAUUCGUUACGACAAUAACCAAAAUUGGUAUCGUUGAGUCUGUCCUGACUUGGGCCAAAUUCAAAGCUGAUACCCAGUUACAGAAACUAGGACCCAAAUCGAAGCAGAGAAAAUUACAGGGAAUCCCCAAACUGGAGGAUGCCAACGAUGCUGGUACUGUCAGGUCACUCGACUGUACUUUGAUUUUAACUGAAGGAGACUCUGCCAAAACUAUGGUCAUAUCCGGGUUAGGAAUUAUCGGCAGAGACAAGUACGGAGUGUUUCCACUGCGUGGUAAAUUGCUGAAUGUCCGGGAGGCGACGCACAAACAAAUUUUGGAAAACGCUGAGAUAAAUAACAUCAUUAAAAUUUUGGGACUUCAGUACAAGAAGAAAUACGAAACUAAAGAAGACAUGAAGACUUUGAGAUACGGAAAAGUCAUGAUCAUGACUGAUCAGGACCACGAUGGCUCGCAUAUCAAAGGCCUGCUGAUCAAUUUUAUCCAUCACAACUGGCCGACUUUAUUACGCAAUGGCUUCGUUGAGGAAUUCAUCACUCCGAUUGUCAAAGUAACCAAAGGAUCGCAGAAAAUUUCUUUCUUCUCACUGCCCGAGUUCGAAGAAUGGAAGAAAGAAACCCCGAAUUUCCACUUGUGGAAACCAAAAUACUACAAGGGUUUGGGUACGUCAACGUCCGCUGAAGCCAAGGAAUACUUCAGUGACAUGAAACGUCACCUCAUUAAAUUCCGUUACGACGGUAACCAAGAUGACGAAAACAUCAUAAUGGCAUUCAGUAAAAAGUGUGUCGACCAACGUAAAGAAUGGCUGACUAAUUUUAUGGAGGAGACUAAAAGAAGAAAUGAAAUCGGUCUUGGUGAGAAAUUCCUCUAUCAAAAAGACACCAAAGCCGUUUCUUUCAGUGACUUCAUCAACACCGAGCUCGUUUUAUUCAGUAAUUACGAUAACGUCCGGUCAAUACCCAGUAUGAUUGACGGAUUCAAACCUGGUCAGAGAAAAGUUAUUUACACAUGUUUGUUGAGGAACGACAAGAAUGAAGUAAAAGUUGCCCAGUUGUCUGGAGCGAUCGCCGAGAAGACGGCGUACCAUCACGGCGAAGUCUCACUUCAGACGACGAUUAUUAAUUUGGCCCAAAAUUUUGUCGGGUCAAAUAACAUAAAUUUACUGCAGCCACGUGGUCAGUUCGGGUCCCGUUUAACUGGAGGUAAAGAUGCCGCCAGUCCCCGUUAUAUUUUCACGAUGCUCAGUCCGUUGGCGCGAUUCAUUUUCCACAAACACGAUGACGCUCUUCUGAAGCACGAGUACGAUGAUAAUAAAAAAAUAGAGCCUGUGUAUUACGUGCCCGUGAUACCGAUGGUCCUCGUCAAUGGGGCGGACGGAAUCGGCACCGGUUGGAUGACAAAAAUCCCCAACUACAACCCCCGGGAAAUAGUAGAAAAUUUAUACAGAAUGAUGGACGGCGGGGAGCCUAAACCCAUGAAGCCGUUCUACAAAGGCUUCAAAGGAACAGUCGACCCUUGCGGUGAGUUCCGUUACGUGAUUUCCGGCGAAGUCUCAGUCAUUGGACCCGAGAAAAUUCAAAUAACUGAGCUGCCGAUCGGCACCUGGACGCAGACAUACAAGGAGACGGUCCUGGAGCCGAUGCUCAAUGGCAAUGAUAAGACACCUGCUUUGAUAACCGACUACAAGGAAUAUCACACUGAUACUGAAGUGCAUUUCGUGAUUAGUGUCAACAGAGACAAGUUGGUCGAGCUGGAAAAAGACGGACUUCACAAAACUUUCAAGCUGCAGACAACGAUGCCCAUAACGUCCAUGUGCGCAUUCGAUGAAAAUCAAUGUCUCAAAAAAUAUGAUACUGUCAUGCAAAUAUUCCGGGACUUUUAUAAACUGAGACUUGAAUUUUAUCAUAAGAGAAAAAAUUACCUGCUGGGUAUGAUGCAGGCCGAGGCUGCUAAGUUGACUAAUCAGGCGAGAUUUAUAUUAGAAAAAUGCGAUGGUGAUUUGAUUGUUGAAAAUAAAAAGAAGAAGGACAUGAUUGCUGAGCUCGUUAGGAAAAAUUUCGACUCCGACCCGGUGAUUGCAUGGAAACUGCAGCAAAAUCGAGAAGAAGUUUUGGAAGAAAUCGCUGAGGCGCAAGAUGAUGAAGAAGCAGCCACUGCAGCGGCGGUUGAAAAGGAAAACUUUGAUUACUUGUUGGGCAUGACCAUGUGGUCGUUGACAAAAGAGAAGAAAGAUGAGCUGCUGAAACAACGAGAUGAGAAAGUGACUGAAGUACAGAGACUCGAAGGUAAAACGCCGAUGAGUUUAUGGCGCGAAGAUCUCGAUGCAUUGAUGGCUGAAAUGGACAAAGUAGAGGCUAAAGAAGUUAAAGACGAGGGAAAGAGUUCGAAGCUGAAUAAAAAACCUGCGAAAAUUCCAAAGUCUGAAAGUGUGCGUAAGAUAGAGCCGGUGGUAGACAAUGAGUUGAAGAAACGCAUUGAGAGAGCGGAUGCUGUGUCCAAGGACAAGAAAGAAGGCAUUAAAAAACAGCCGAGAGUUAAGAAAGAGGCGAAAGCAAAUGAUGACGCUGAUGAAAUAGACGCGAUGAUUGAAGAAAACGCGAAACCUCUGCACGAACGUGCUGGUAUUACGCUGGACAAAGUUGAUAAGAAGGGCGCGGGUAAAAAAGCUGGCAAGCAGACAACUUUGCCAUUCAAGCCGGUCAAGAAGGAGAAGAAGAGAAAGUCCAAGGGCAGCAGUGACUCUGAUGAAGACGUGUCUGAUGUUGACUUCGAAUCUGUCUCUCCCUCGCAGCCGGCGCAGCCCAGAACACCUAGAAGAGCUGCCGCUGCUAAGAAGAAGUACAAUUUGGACAGCGAGGAGUCCGAGAGCGACGCGGUGCUUUUGUCUUCAGAUGAUGAGACCAAGAAGAAGAAAUCGGCUCCUGCUCCCAAGCAACCACCGGCUAAAGUAACGUCCAUUGAGGACAGCGACUCGGAGAUGGAAUUCCAGCCGGAUAAAAAAAUACCCAAAGCCACAUCAUCACAUCCGGCUCUAAAUAGCGACGACUCUGAUGAUAAUUUUAAAUCUUCAUCGAAACCGGAACCUAAGCCCAGUUCUGAUGAACUUUUUGAUUCGCUCAUUGGAAACAAUACACCGGCUAAAUCAUCGGCCAACGUUUCCACUUCAUCAGAUAACUCGCCCGCGAAACCGGAACCUCCGGCGAAGAAAUCUCGCGCUCCGGCUAAAAAGAAGAACGAAAAUGCGAACGGCAAAGGGGUGAAGAGAACAGUAAAGAAAUUCCAGACUUCAGAUUCUGAUUCCGAUGAAAUGUUCUCUGACAAAGCUCCCACAAAGAAGAAAGCAAAAAAAGUUGAUAGUUCAUUAGACGAAUCACCAUCGCCGAGAAAAACAAGCGGACGGACUCGUAAAAUCGCUUCGUACGCAGACUCAGACUCCGAUUAAUUGAAACUCUAAAAAAAAAAAACUUUAUAAAUUACCCGAUAGAUUUAAGAUAAUUUUUAAAACUAAUUGACGUUUUCUUGAAACAAUUCGUUGUUAAUUACGAGAUAAAUUAGAAUUAGGAUAUAAAAAUUAAAAAAUUUUUAUAUAUCAUAUAUUUAAAUGUUGUCUCAACAUACGAAUAAGUUUAAAGAAACGUUAUCGUGUACAGAAUGCAAUCAAAUAUUUUAUUUGAUCAAUUAGAUUAAUCAAUAAUAACUUUUUUCUCACUAAUAAUCAACUAUAAUUUAAGAUUUAACUUGCAAUUAUUUUUUUUUAUUAAACAUUCGUCUAGUACAGUAUCUAUAAGUUAUUAAAUUAAAAAAUUUAUCCUCUAUAUUAUUGUUUUAAUUACAAAGUUAAAAAAAAAUUUACAUACCUUAUUAAUGUAAUUCAUUCCAUACUUGUUAAUUGAUAAGUUUAAAUUUCAUUAAUAAGUAAAUAAUUAUUUUUAAGAAAUAAAAACACUUAAGAUUUAAAUACUUACCGUUUUAAAUUUUCGUACUCGAGUUUUGUUAUUCAAAUUUGAAAAACAAAAAUUGUAUUUGUGUGUGCGCUGAGUGACUGCAUCGUCACUAAAAAAGUGAUAUAUUUAUAUUAAUAUGUUUUUUUUUAAAUACUCGAGUGAUUGUAAACUUAAACGAUAAAAUAAAUAUUAAUAAUUAACUUCA